AUGACGGGCGGGAUGCUGGUCGACGGGAGUCUGGACUUUUUCAACCGUUGGCCGUCGAGUCUUGUCACGUCAGGCGUCAAGAUUGCCAGUUUCCGUCCUGGUCCUUCGGGGCCAAUAUUUGGAAAAACCGAACACGACGGACGGACGGACGAACUUCAGGCUUCGGUUCCCACAAGCAAUCAACGAGUGUUGCAGCUCACCGGAAGCCACUCGUCUUGCCCCGUAGACCUCCCGUCGUCAGAUCUCUGCGGCCAUUGCAUGGGUCGCUCCUGCCGCCAGGGCCGCCUGUUGACGUUUGAGUGGGCAGUACGUACUUCCAAGAAGAAGAGGAUUCGGCUAUCUGUCCAACCAAAAAGGCGUGAGAAGAGGUGUGGGAGCAACACCGGCAGGCUGACAAGGAGACCAGACUUGGGUGUCAAGGUUCUUGCGAAUAGGAAAUCAUCCUCACUUUUGAUGGUGGUAAUCGAUGGAUCGAAGUGGGUGUGGAAGGGCAACGCAUCAUGUGCCGCGGACGCACAUUCAUUCAGUGGGCGACUCCCCGCCGAGUCGCCAAAGUUUGAGGCUUCUAUUCCAGCGAAGACUCCUAUUGAACUCCAGCUCCAACUCGGGGCGAUGGCCGCUGGGCGUGUCGUUGAUGAUUUUCACAAGUGCGUCCGCAAUGCUGCGUUGAUGUCGGAUUUGAUAUCUUGGAGUGCGUGCUUGUCUGGGCUCCACAUGCGGCAGUUCCCUUAUUGUCACACCUCCUUUUUUUGUACCGUGUCUUGCUCUGGCUGUCGUCCAAUUGCUCGCCAAGGUGCACAGCAGAUGUCAUUAUCACCUCUUGGUACUGGUAGCACGAUCUCACUGCAAAAUGCGGUGGUAUUGAAUGUAGAUCACCAAGGACCGCACUUCAUUGUCCCCAUGGUCAGUGUUGGGAGCAGACUUGAUAAUGUUAUGUACCAAGCAAGAAGUGACUGA
Neurospora tetrasperma FGSC 2508 is the source of this 957-nucleotide messenger RNA. RefSeq lists its product as uncharacterized. Lineage: Eukaryota; Fungi; Ascomycota; Sordariomycetes; Sordariales; Sordariaceae. The record is from RefSeq and is a predicted model, not a curated record. The coding region runs from base 1 to 957 and encodes 318 amino acids. The transcript is spliced from 7 exons.